UUAAAAAUGAACAGUCCAAGUAUAAUUCAACUAGAUGAGAACCUCUCUGAUGAAUUCCUCAGUGAGGAUGUCUCUUCAUUAAAAAUUAGAGGCUCAGACAAAAUCUUGGCCAAUAUGGACAGAAAAUCCUUGAGCAAUAAAAAGAGAGGGUUACUAAAUUUCACUAUUUGAGUUGAGCCUCUUGAUAACGUAAAAGUUGAGGGAUAUAGUGGAGCUUCUCUUGCAAGAUCGAUGAAUGAAGGAAUUAAUAUUCCUGAGAGAAAUAUAAGGCCCUCCUCUUCCAACAAAGCUAGAGUUCGAACUGCAUACGGUGACAAUAAAUCAACAGUUUCUUUAAAAUCAGAAAUCAGCAGUCUUCUAAAAGUUGUAGGAAAGAUUCGAAAGAGAACUGGAAGUCAGAAGGGAAAGAAAGCAAAUGAUAAAUUCGUACUAAAAGAAGUUCCAAGUACUUCAGAGAAUAUUACUAUGAGAGACGUUGCUCCAUGUGAGAUCAAAUACUAUUAUAACUAAUUCUUUAUCUAAAUAUUUUAU
Messenger RNA from Moneuplotes crassus, 531 nucleotides. The record is from the annotation of a GenBank genome assembly. NCBI's taxonomy places the organism in Eukaryota, Ciliophora, Spirotrichea, Euplotida, Euplotidae.